AUGCAUCAACAGCUAAAUAAUCUUCGCAAUGAACAACGAUCUAAGACAAAUUGUUCUAAAAAUAUACUUCGUCGAGGUAAAAAAUUACCAACCAGUGUAUUACAACAAUUAGAAGAUAACAAGAAUAAAUUUAUAUCUAUGAAUGGUUUUCUUUCAACGACAAAAAGUAAUGAUGUAGCUAAGAUGUUCGCUGGUGUGGAAACAAAUAGAGCGGGUUAUCAAUCAGUCUUAUUUGAAAUGCAUAUCGAUGGAGCAAUUAAUACCAAAAGACCCUACGCCGAUAUUUCAAGAGAAAGUGCAAUUCCGGAUGAAGAAGAAGUUCUUUUCUUUAUGGGAUUCGUUUGGCGUAUCGAAGCAGUGGAUAAACUAUUCGAUAAUACAUGGAAAGUCAAACUACAACUAUCGACUGACAUCAAUUCGAAUCUUACUAGAAGUUUCAAUGAAUUGAGCGAUAAAUGUACGUAUUUUACAUUGGGAAGGAUCUUGCACGAACUCGGUGAAUAUAAAAAUGCAAUUAGCUUUUAUGAUCGUAUGCUGAAUAUAACUUCAGAACUUUCAGAAAGAAAAACUUGUGCUGAUAUUCAUUUUCACAUUGCUAUAUCUGCGUUUGAGGAUGGUUCAUAUACUCAAGCACUCGAUAAUCUUAAGAAAGCGGAGCUUCUUAUUGAAGAGCUCGUUCAAUCAGGUAAUGGUGAGUCAGUUGAGCUCCGACCAAUCUUGGCGGAAGAUAUGCAUCUUUCACCAAUGUGUAUUAUGAUGAACAAAGGUUUGGUUUAUCGAAAGAAAAGAGAUUAUAAAAAUGCCAAACAUUCAUUCAAUGAAGCUCUGAAAAAACAAGGCUCAAAAAAUGACAAAGCUCGUGUACACUAUAACCUCGGUGUGGUCCAAUUUGAGCUAAGAAUUUAUGAUGAAGCACGUAACAACUAUCUCCAAGCACUUGAAUUGGCUGAAAAUCAAGCUCUUACAAGCGAUAUAAAUCAAAGGCUAGAAACACUCAAUCAAAUAUUAUCUUCGAAUGAAAUCAUGAAAAAAAAAUUGUGA
Molecule: messenger RNA, 1041 nt
Organism: Rotaria sp. Silwood1
Lineage: Eukaryota; Metazoa; Rotifera; Eurotatoria; Philodinida; Philodinidae
Source: the annotation of a GenBank genome assembly